ACACCAACCUCCUCAUUUCCCCCCUGACCCCAACCCCAAACCCACUCUACUCUACUGUGCCUCACCUCUUGCCACUACUAUUUCUAGUAGUCGUGUAUCAUCAUUUCAGAUAUCAUAUCGCCACCUCUCGUUUUUUUAAUAAUAUCAGCGGCGAGCGAGCGAGAUGGACUCCCCGUCGCCUAUGGCGGCGCAGGCGGCCGACCUGUCGCUGACGCUGGCGCCGUCGGGAGGGGGUGGUGGGGGAGGAGGAGGCGGCGGCGGUGGUGGGUCGUCGUCGGCGUGCAUCGACGGCAAGGACGUGCGGCUGUUCCCGUGCUUGUUCUGCAACAAGAAGUUCUUGAAGUCGCAGGCGCUGGGCGGGCACCAGAACGCGCACAAGAAGGAGCGGAGCAUCGGGUGGAAUCCCUACUUCUACAUGCCGCCGACGCCGCACCCCGCCGGCAAUGCCGCCGCCGCCGCCGCGGCGGCGACGCCCGGUGGGAUGUCGUCCGUCACGACGCCAUCCGGGAGCUACGGCGUCGUCGGUGGUGCCGCCGUCGGGGCUACUGCUGGCGUUGGGGGCGGAGGUGGAGUGGGAGGGGGGCUUCUCCCGGCGCACGCGUACGCCGGGCACGGGUACGCCGCGGUGCCGACGUCGUUCCCCAUCGCGUCGCACAGCUCGAGCGUGGUUGGCUCCGGUGGGCUGCAGUACUACGCUGGUACCGACUGCGGCGCGGCGGCGGCGGGUGCGGCGAAGACGACGACGACGGCGGCGGCGGCGGCGACGGCCGUGGCGGGGAGCGAGAGCGGCGUGCAGGUGCCCCGGUUCGCGACGCACCAGCACCAUCUCCUGGCGGUGGUGAGCAGCGGGCGCGCGAUGCUGGCGGCGCCCGACCAGCCGGGCGCCGGGCGCGACGACAUGAUCGACAUGCUCAACUGGAGGCGAGGCUCCCACGGCCCCACCGCCUCCGCCGCCGCCACCACGCCCUCCCCGGCAAGCACCACCACCACGCUCACCACCUUCGCCAGCGCCGACGGCAGCAACAACGGCGAGGAGAACGAGGAGCUCGACCUCAACUUGAGCCUCUAGCUCCCACCACCACCACCUCCUCCUCCGCCGCCGCCGCCGCCGCCGCGCAAUCCAAGAAGGCAAGGUCAAUCAAUCGCCAUGUUCUUCUUCUCCAAGCUCCACCUACUCCUCUUCCAAUUCCUCCUCGUGUGUGAUUAAUCCCCCUCUUCUUGCUGCCUGCGUACGUACUCCUUAAUUAAUUAGCUCUUAGGGACGUUAAUUAAUCUCAGUUCUUGGCUCUCUUCUCCUCUCCUCUCCUCUCCUCUCAUCUCACUUGUAUGUUAAUGUUAGUACUCCUUGUAAUCGAUCAAUCAGUCCUCUUUUUUUGCAUCCUUUUUUGUCUUCUUUUUCAUUUUGCCGUCGAUUUCUUGGCUUCUCUCUUCAUUUUACCUUUCAUGUUUGCCUCUGCUGCUGUAUAUAUCUGUGACUGUCUCUGUAGUCUGUACUUGGAUGGCACUUGCAACCAACCGCAUUGCAAUGGCCUGCAGAGGCUCGAUGGUCACACUGUUCAUCUCA
This is a messenger RNA of Oryza sativa Japonica Group (Japanese rice), 1564 nucleotides long. Its product is annotated as zinc finger protein GIS3. NCBI's taxonomy places the organism in Eukaryota, Viridiplantae, Streptophyta, Magnoliopsida, Poales, Poaceae. Gene Ontology annotation, molecular function: DNA-binding transcription factor activity. The record is from RefSeq and is a predicted model, not a curated record.